Molecule: messenger RNA, 2294 nt
Organism: Lampris incognitus (smalleye Pacific opah)
Lineage: Eukaryota; Metazoa; Chordata; Actinopteri; Lampriformes; Lampridae
Gene: nrf1
Product: nuclear respiratory factor 1
Exons: 13
Coding region: 106-1695 (529 amino acids)
Biological process (GO): regulation of transcription by RNA polymerase II
Cellular component (GO): nucleus
Molecular function (GO): RNA polymerase II cis-regulatory region sequence-specific DNA binding; DNA-binding transcription factor activity, RNA polymerase II-specific
Source: RefSeq, a predicted model, not a curated record
CGGCGCUUCGACUCCCAGCCCGGCUCGUACGGCGCAGGCCCGAAGCAGCGCAGCCGCUCUGAGUGAGUGUUGUCUGGAUCAACAGUCUAGACAAGGAGGCAGGUGAUGGAGGAGCACACGGUUCAUCAAACAGAGCACAUGACCACCAUAGAGGCACACGCUGUCAGCCAACAGGUCCAGCAGGUACAUGUGGCCACCUUCACUGAGACAACCAUGAUGAGUGCUGAGGAGGAUUCCACGUCCUCCCCCGAUGACGACCCCUAUGAUGACACUGACAUCUUGAACUCGGCUGGUACGGAUGAGGUCACAGCUCACCUGGCUGCAGCAGGACCAGUGGGCAUGGCUGCUGCUGCUGCUGUGGCAACCGGUAAGAAACGCAAGAGGCCACAUAUCUUUGAAUCCAAUCCUUCCAUUCGCAAGAGGCAACAGACUCGUCUGCUAAGGAAACUAAGAGCAACGCUUGAUGAGUACACCACUAGGGUAGGCCAGCAGGCUAUAGUGCUGUGUAUCUCCCCCUCCAAACCCAACCCUGUCUUCAAGGUGUUUGGCGCCGCCCCUCUGGAGAAUGUAGUACGGAAAUACAAGAGUAUGAUGUUAGAGGACCUUGAGAAUGCCCUGGCUGAACAUGCCCCUGCUGGGGGCGAGCUGGCUUCAGAGCUGCCCCCCCUCACUAUUGAUGGCAUCCCUGUCUCUGUGGACAAGAUGACUCAGGCCCAGCUACGAGCCUUCAUCCCUGAAAUGCUGAAGUACUCAACAGGCCGAGGCAAACCGGGCUGGGGCAAGGAGAGCUGCAAGCCUAUUUGGUGGCCUGAGGACAUCCCUUGGGCCAACGUACGCAGUGACGUUCGCACAGAGGAGCAGAAACAGAGGGUGUCAUGGACACAGGCGCUACGGACCAUCGUAAAGAACUGCUACAAACAGCAUGGCCGGGAGGACUUACUUUAUGCGUUUGAAGACCAGCAAGUAACAACGGCUACCACCACCCAGCACCACCUGGCCACCACCCAGAGCAUCGCCCACCUUGUGCCCUCACAGACCGUGGUACAGACCAUCAACAACCCUGAUGGAACAGUCUCACUCAUCCAGGUAGGAACAGGGCAUACAGUUGCCACCCUCGCAGAUGCAUCAGAACUGCCUGGCGUAACGGUGGCACAGGUCAACUACUCCACUGUGACGGAUGGAGAGAUGGUGUGUCGUGCGGUACCGACGGACGUGUCGCCACAGAUUAUUGUGGAGCAGAACUGGGCCACCCUCCAAGGUGGCGAGAUGACCAUUCAAACCACUCAGGCCUCAGAGGCCACCCAGGCAGUCGCCUCCCUGGCUGAGGCCGCCGUCGCCGCCUCCCAGGAGAUUCAGCCUGGAGCCACCGUCACCAUGGCACUCAACAGUGAGGCAGCGGCCCAUGCUGUAGCGACUUUGGCAGAGGCCACUCUACAAGGCGGAGGGCAAAUCGUACUGGCAGGGGAGACGGCAGCUGCUGUUGGCGCUCUUGCUGGGGUACAGGAUGCCACAGGUAUCUCCCUCUUGUCCCCAGGCUUGGUCCAGAUUCCAGUCAGCAUGUACCAGACAGUCGUCACCAGCCUCGCCCAGGGUAACCGGCCCGUCCAGGUUGCCAUGGCACCUGUCGCAACGCGCAUCGACAACACAGUCACGCUGGACGGCCAGGCGGUGGAGGUCGUGACCCUCGAGCAAUGACGCUUACCCAUGUCUCCACACUGAGCCUGCGCCGGUGUGCAGCGGAAGUAGAAGGCACAAAAUGGCCGCCGUGGAGAUUGUUUUAUCCAGACAUCACGCUGUGUACAAUGUAAAGUAUAUUUUUUAGAUGUACAUCUGCAGGGGAAUUAACAGACUUAUCAAUGCAUCGUGUUUACUAUGUAAAGAUGUUGCUUUUUAUUUUCAAUUUAGCUUUUUUAGUUCUGUGAUGUUGACGAUUGUGUUAUGAAGAUUAGUGUUUAGUAUUUAUUUCUUUGGCAAUUAAUCUUUCUUAAAAACCAAGACGAACCAAAAAGCCCAGGAUGAUAGCCACCACUGCUUUACUCUUACAAUGUACCCAUCACUGUCCUGAAACUUUGUUUCUACGUGUCUGUGUUUAAGUGUAUGUUUUUAUAGAAUGCAUUUAUCAAGCCAGUGCCAUAACUUGAAAUCAGUUUUGUUUUUGUUUUUUUUGUUUUAAAAUUUUUUUUCACACGAUCCCGGAUCUACCUUUCACCCUUCCCUCCUCCGCCCACCUCUGAACUCUCUGGGCUUUUGAGACCACAUCCCUGCUGUGUACACAUUUCUCAGAUGAGAGAGAA